CAGGCGCCCAGCGCCAGGUGCCCGUGGACGCUGAGGAAAUCAGUGCCAGUGGACGCUGACGCCGGGCAUUGUGAAGGCAAUGUCUGCCGACUCUACCGUCUCCUUGGGCGGCUCUUCCGUGGGCGGCUCGAGCCAGUACUUUGACGCGCAGUCCCUCGCCAACACCAGCGAGUCACUGCGCGACGCCUCCCUCUCCGCCUUCUCCUCGACUGUCCCGCCUGCGCUGCCGGAAGACGAGCCGUUCUCAGUCGCCGACCCGCCGGACCUGAUGGACGACGUGGACAUAGCCUCGCCGCCGCCCUCUGCAGCGCUGCCGAGUCAAGGAGCGCCAUCCGUGCUGGCGGUUCCCGAGGCCGACUUUGGCGCCUCCUUUCAGGACCUGGACAUCUCGGCGCCGCCUCAGUCUGCCGGCCAGCCCGCGCCGCGCUUCGAGUCGAAGGCGGUCGAGCCUGCCGUCGGCGGCGCGGCCAGCGGCUCGACAUCCUCAUCGACCGACCUGCACGUCGUCGUCGCGAACCCCGCCAAGCAGGGGGACGGCAUGUCCGCCUUCUUCACCUACGAGGUCAUGACAAAGACGUCUCUGCCGCAGUACGCCUACGGCCAGUUCUCCGUCACGCGCCGCUUCCGCGACUUUGACUGGCUCCACAGCCAGCUGGUCUCCAAGUACCCGGGCACGAUCGUGCCGCCCCUGCCGGAGAAGCACGCCGCGCAGGUGUCGACCAUGCGCGUCUCCGGCGUCGGCUGCUCCUCCGAGUGGGUCGAGGUUCGGCGCGCGCAGCUGCAGCGCUUCCUCCAGCGGGUCGCCGCCCACCCGCAGCUGCACUCGGUCUCGGACCUGCAGACUUUCCUCGAGGCGUCCGACGACACGCUCGAGGCGUGGAAGCAGUCGUCGCAGCAGGCGGCAAAAGCGUCGCCGUACUACAGCUCUGUCCUCACAGACGUCAAGUCCGGCCUCCUCUCGACGUACUCGCGCGCGGCGACCAUGCUCUCUGCGGAGCCGCUGCCUUCCUUCCGGCCACAGGAGGACAUGGCGUGCGCGCAGAUGUCGAACUACGCCGACGCGAUGGAGACACAGGUGGCGGCGGUGCACCGACACUCGAAGCGCUUCAUCGAGCGCCACCGCGCGCUCGCCAGCUCGAUGUCUGGGUUCGGGCUCUCCCUGACGCAGCUUGCAAACUGCGAGGCGGACAUCAACCCGUCGCUGGCGCGCGCCCUCUCCUCGAUGGGCAUGUCCGUCGACCGCAUGUCCAACUUGUACGACGAGCAGGGCGCGCGCGAGGGGGCCGCCUUCGAGGAGCCGCUGCGCGACUACAUCAAGAUGAUCGGCGCAGCGAAAGGGGCCAUCGGAGCGCGCGCGGCCGCGCUCUCCUCCCUCAACGGCGCCGCACGCUCGCUCACCGCCAAGCGUGAGAAGCUCGACAAGCUCAAAGGGCGAUCCUCUAAGGAGGAGGCGGCGGCGCUGACGGCGCGCGAAGUGCGGGAGGCCGAGUCGCUCCACUCGAUUGCGAAGCAGGAGUACGAGCAGGUCGCCGCGCGCGUCGACGGCGAGAUGGCUCGUUUUCAGCGCGAGAAGCUCGCCGACUUCAAGGCGAUGCUCGUUGGCUUCGUGACGCUGCAGCUCGAGUACUCCAAGAGGAUGCAGUCCGCGUGGCGCGACUUGCUGCCGCACCUCGAGGGCAUCUCGGACGGGCCUCCUCCGUCGGCGGGCGGCUCGGGCGGCACCUGACGAUGAGCGCCAGCCACUUUCAGCAUUAGCCACCGAUGUGUAGCGAGUAUGAACACACCUCCUGCGUCCUCGCCGUAAUUUUGGGCCCGGGGGCAAUGAGGAAGAUAGUAGAGGAGAGGCCCGGUGUCUCCUCACUCUUGUGACUUGUCGGUUUUGAGCGAGGGGGGCGUCGGCGUGCUGUGUCGCCCUCAAGCUGUCAAGCCAAAAUAAACGAUAAUACCGA
This is a messenger RNA of Emiliania huxleyi CCMP1516, 1949 nucleotides long. RefSeq names its product sorting nexin 1/Sorting nexin 2/Vacuolar protein sorting protein 5 (gene SNX1). The transcript is spliced from 12 exons. NCBI's taxonomy places the organism in Eukaryota, Haptophyta, Isochrysidales, Noelaerhabdaceae. The coding region runs from base 80 to 1726 and encodes 548 amino acids. The record is from RefSeq and is a predicted model, not a curated record. Gene Ontology annotation, cellular component: endosome. Gene Ontology annotation, molecular function: phosphatidylinositol binding.